CUCACGUCCGGAUCACAUGCCGGAGCACUAAAGACUUACAACAAAUUUUCGAGCCUUGUCUCAAGACGGAUUAUUUUAAUGGAAACGUAUUCUUCAUUUGAUGGACCGUUUUGCUUCCCGGCAACCUAAUGAUGAUAUCGGCUUCCUAAGGGACAGAAAGUAUUGUUAAAUUAGGCCUCUUUCCUAAUAUUAAUUAGAUAUGUUCCCAGACAUUUUCACUUUGUGUCUGAUAUCAUUCAGCACAUUGUACGCCGGGUCAACAUUGGAAUUGCAACUCGAUAUGCCCAAUGUUUGCGCCGACCAGGAGAUGUUUCAUUUGGGUGGCCCUCAGCCUUGUGUUCAGGGUUUUACACGAAUGGUGAAGGUGUGGAGGCAGGGCUGCACAGGCCACAGAUGGUGUGUAGGAUAUGAGAGGAGGACAACAUAUUACACAAUGUACAGACAAGUGUACAGGACAGAUAUUCGCACAGUUUAUAAGUGCUGCCCUGGUUGGACUCAAACAGAUGGCGAACCAGGCUGUCUUCAUAGGAUAUGCAGUGCCAAUACGUGUUUCAAUGGAGGCCGAUGUGCAGAGAGUGGGGAUCUUAUAUGUCAUUGUCCAAAAGGUUUUAAAGGGACACGGUGCCAAUAUGAUAUAAAUGAAUGUGAGGUGGACAAAGGAGGCUGCGAAGAAUACUGUUGCAAUACGAUUGGCAGCUACUACUGCAAGUGUCCUGUGGGCAGUGAGUUGGGGCCAGAUGGCAAGUCAUGUCAAGAUGUCAAUGAAUGCGCAGAGCUCAAUGGAGGAUGCCAACAGACGUGCGUCAACACACCAAGCUCUUAUUUUUGUGAGUGCAGUGAAGGAUUCCGCAUGCACACUGAUGGUCGGACCUGCAUUGCCAUACACUCCUGCUUGGUGUUGAAUGGUGGUUGUGAGCACAAAUGUCUAGACAUGGGUAACAAUCACUAUAAAUGUGAGUGCCGAAAGAACUACAAGCUCAAGACAGAUGGGAGACACUGUGAAUUGAGGGAACCCUGCGAGGAGAGGAACGGAGGCUGCACACAGCUGUGUGUCUCAGCGGAUGGCCAUGUUCAAUGCAGCUGUCGAUCCGGUUUUACUCUGGCUGAAGAUGGCAAGAGCUGUGAAGACAUUGACGAGUGCAAUACCGGACAUCACAAGUGCUCCCAUGGAUGCGUCAACAUGCUGGGCUCCUUUCGAUGUGUGUGUCAUCCGGGCUUUGAGCUUGGUGCAGAUGGAAAACGGUGCUACCGCAUAGAGAUGGAGAUUGUGAACAGCUGUGAGAAGAAUAAUGGAGGCUGCUCUCAUCAGUGUGAGCACACCACCAAUGGGCCCCUUUGCUCCUGCCAUCAUGGCUACCAGCUAGACCAGGACAGGAAGACCUGUGUAGACAGUGAUGAGUGUGUCAAUGGGGAAUCCUGCUGCAGUCACUUCUGCAGAAACUAUCCAGGCGGCUACGAAUGCAGCUGCAGAGCCGGCCACACACAAAACCCAGAUGGCUGCGGCUGUGAUGACAUCAACGAGUGUCUGGCAGAGACUUCAGGCUGCGACCAUGGCUGUGUCAACACCCUCGGAGCGUAUGAGUGUUUUUGCCGAAAGGGUUUCCGCUUGGAUCAAGAUCAGCACACUUGCAUCUCUUUGUAUCGCAGAGCGUUGGAGGCAGAUGAGGAGGAGGAAGAAGAAGAUGCAGAGCAGAUGGAAGUCUCGAGGUUUCCAGAGCUGCUCUUCCGUAACGUUCCCCAGCUUCUCCAUUACACGGCAGCAUUACGUUCCCCGUACGACGGCGAUCAUGAAGAUAACGAUGCUGGUGAUUCUGAUGAAGCGUUUCAAAGCUUCAUAAAAAGUCGAGAAGAAUUUCGAUUGGAUACCCAAAUCGUGUGUCUGGACAAUUCUUUUGGGGAAGACUGCAGUUGGCGAUGUGAAGAUUGUGUCAAUGGAGACUGUGGUAAAAAUAAAGACCGCUGCGAAUGUUCACCUGGAUGGGCUGGCAUUAUCUGCAAUGAGACUUGUCCACAGGGCACUUAUGGGCCCCAUUGUAACAGUCUGUGCCAGUGUAAGAAUGGAGGCACAUGUGACCCCGUGUCUGGGAAGUGCUUAUGCCCACCGGGGGUACAAGGUCUAUUCUGCGAGGCUGGUUGUCCGAGGGGCUAUUUUGGAAGUGAUUGCAUGAUAAAGUGCAACUGUCCCAACAAUGGACACUGCCAUCGUUUAUAUGGAGCUUGCUUGUGUUCCCCAGGAUUAUAUGGUCGACACUGUCAUCUGCCUUGUCCCAGGUGGACGCACGGCUCUGGCUGUUCGUCGGAAUGUGACUGUAUUCGAGAACAUUCCACUGGCUGCGACCCCAAGAUGGGGAGCUGUAUCUGUAAGCCUGCAUACCAUGGCUCACAAUGUGAGAAAGAAUGUGAGCCGGGCUUUUUUGGAGCUGGUUGUGAGCAGCCUUGCGACUGCCCAAGUACGGGGUUGUGUGACCCCAAGACUGGGGAGUGCAGCCAGCAAUGCCCUGCAGGCCUUAGUGGGAAGGGAUGUCAGCUGGUGUGUCCUCCUGGCUACCAUGGACCCGGCUGUCUACUGAGCUGCUCCUGUCACCCUGAUGCUGCUUGUGACCCACAAACCGGCCAAUGUGUCUGUCCGCCUGGAAGGAGCGGCCAUGACUGUGCAUCACCUUGUCCUGCUGGUAUGUUUGGGAACAACUGUAGUCAACUAUGCCAGUGUUCAGGAGACCAUGAGCAGUGCCAUCCAGUUACGGGGAACUGUAGUUGUUUACCUGGUUACUAUGGAACAAGUUGUGAGUUACGAUGUCGCUCAGGCACUUAUGGACCAAACUGCAAGUGUCGAUGCCGUUGUCUCAAUGGUGGCCGCUGUGACUUCCGAACGGGGACAUGCCGCUGUCCUCCGGGCUUCAUCGGAGCUGACUGCAGCUCACCCUGCCCAAGUGGGUACUAUGGCAAAGACUGUGCUAAAGUGUGUUCCUGCGGAGAAUGGGGUCAGUGCCACCCAAUAAAUGGAAGAUGUAUUUGUGUAACUGGAAAAAUGGGGCAGUCCUGUCAAGUCUGCCCCAGGGGGCGUUAUGGCCUGCAGUGCCGACAUACAUGCAGAUGUCAAAAUGGUGGUCUGUGUGAUCCUGAAGAUGGUAAAUGCAAAUGUGGCCUUGGCUGGACCGGACCAGAAUGUGAUACAGUCUGUUCACAGGGAAAAUAUGGUGAAAAUUGUUCUCAAGACUGUCCUUGCCUCAGUGGUGGGACAUGUGAUCGCUUUUUUGGCACCUGCAACUGUACAAAUGGGUACUAUGGCCACGCCUGUCAACAUAAAUGCCCGCCUGGAUAUUUUGGCUUCAACUGUGGCCUUACAUGUGACUGUCAGCCCGGGCAGACCUGCGACCACGUGACAGGACAAUGUGUGUGUUCUCCGGGUUACUACGGGCCUCAGUGCCAGAGCCGAUGUGAAGCUGGCAAGUUUGGCCAGAAGUGUGAAAGGUCAUGUGACUGUUCAGGUGGCUCAUGUGACCCAUCUACCGGACGUUGCCUCUGUCCUCCAGGAAGGACUGGACAGAGGUGUGAAAAAGAGUGCAGUGGGGACCGAUUUGGCCCAGACUGCUCUCUGUCUUGCCAGUGUUCCAACGGGGUGCGCUGUGAUGGGGUGAAUGGACGCUGUCAGUCCCCACUCACCUGGCCGGGCCCCACCUGUGCACCGCUUCACCCAACACGUGGACAGCUGAAUUUUUCUGUCCUGAAGGAAGAGCGGGCAGUAAAACCGUAUUAACGCCAACAUUGAAGCACAUGACUUGGCUGGCUCUUGGAAGCUUCACACAGGUAAAGGUGGUCUGGAAUCGUGUGACAGAAAGUAGUGUUCCAUCACUGAGCCUGGAGUUGAAGACUAUCAAGCAAAUAACUUGACUCGUGAGCCGGCCUCAGAGUAACACAAACGGUUCCUUUUUAAAGACUCUUUAUCCCUUUAUAAGGCAUUAUAGGGGGAAGCGCUUCAUGUAUGCGUGAUCAACGUAUAAAGUAAUUGAAUGAACCCCUUUUUGAUUGAGUGAUCGUCUUUCAAGAGUGGACCCCUCCUUUCACCCAAUCAUCUGUAAUUGUCUCGCCGCAACCGUGUGCAUGUAUUAAUUCUAGCACAGACAGUAUUUACGGAGUUAGGUUUUAGUUCGCAUCUGCAGGUGAAUAGAAAUUUGAAAAAGAAAAGAAGUUAGCUGCAAAAGUUAAUUGCCCAUAUAAAAUCACGUUUUUCAAGGUGCGGUAUUUCGUAUUUUUGUAAAGCUGUUAUCUAAUUUACCUACAGCGUAAUACAGAAUACAUGUAUAUUUGUAGAGGUAAAUGUCUAUACCGUCUCACUAUUUGCAUAUAUACAUCCAUUUGGCUGACUCAAUUUCUGUAUAGUUGUUCAUAUAAAACUAUUGCAUUGUAUUUUUGUUUAAAAAAAACAAAAAAAAAACAUCUCACCAGUAUCCGAUUGUCUUUGUUUAAUGGAUUCGCUUUUUCUUACUAUAGAAAACUCUCCUUAUACACGCAUUGAAAUAUUUAGGAUAUCUUUGUUCAUUUAUUUCGAUUGUUUGACUUUCUAAAUCAAACUGCGGGCAUUAUGAAUUCACCAAAGGCUUUCUUGUUGCAGUAAACGUGGCAGAUGAAAAUACUGCAGGCAAAACGUGCAUGCGUGGCAUUUCUUUGUGAUGUGAGAACUGGGUUAGCAGCUGCGAAAGAUUGUUUCUGAUUGUAAAUGACAACAUUGACUGGUGUAAAUAUUUGUUCUGAUUCACCUGCAGCAUUGACAUUGUUUUGCAAAAGAAUAUUUCAACAAGAAAAUGCAUUUAUGUGUCAGGGGUGCCUUCUACCGCUGUUUUGUUUUUGUUGUUUUUCUACCUACUUACAAGUUGGUGGUGCUAUACUGUGUUGGCAUGUAUUUACUAGAUAAAAUUGUGUCUUACGAUUGUAUGUCCUGAGUGAAAGUCUCAUUGAUGGCUAUAUGUUGAUCAAUGAACCCCAAAAUAACAUUAAAGAAAAUUGUGAAGA
Molecule: messenger RNA, 5010 nt
Organism: Hippocampus comes (tiger tail seahorse)
Lineage: Eukaryota; Metazoa; Chordata; Actinopteri; Syngnathiformes; Syngnathidae
Gene: egfem1
Product: EGF-like and EMI domain containing 1
Exons: 28
Coding region: 200-3757 (1185 amino acids)
Molecular function (GO): calcium ion binding; protein binding
Source: RefSeq, a predicted model, not a curated record